This is a messenger RNA of Crotalus tigris (Tiger rattlesnake), 2854 nucleotides long. RefSeq names its product ST6 N-acetylgalactosaminide alpha-2,6-sialyltransferase 6 (gene ST6GALNAC6). Bases 471 to 1361 code for a protein of 296 amino acids. The record is from RefSeq and is a predicted model, not a curated record. The transcript is spliced from 7 exons. NCBI's taxonomy places the organism in Eukaryota, Metazoa, Chordata, Lepidosauria, Squamata, Viperidae. Gene Ontology annotation, biological process: ganglioside biosynthetic process; oligosaccharide metabolic process. Gene Ontology annotation, molecular function: alpha-N-acetylgalactosaminide alpha-2,6-sialyltransferase activity.
GACACACGCUAGGACCCAGCAAACGUCUGCCUUCCAGAUUUUCUUGCUGGAUGCUCUGUAACCUUCUCAAAGAGGCGCUGCCCUUAAAACGGGGUCCAGCUUUUUUGGGGGGGGGGACAGAGGAGAGACCCAACCCCCACCUCUGCUUCCCGGAAUUUGGAGCUAGCUUGGAGACCCUCCCGAACCCCAAAAUGCCAGCUUGGCCUUUGUCCUUUUAACUCCUUGGGAAACCCGGUGGCUGGACCAGCGCUCUGCUUGCCCAUUCUCUCUCUGGACUCCAGCAGUGAUGUGAGACUCAGAGAAAAACAAUCCAGACGCAUGGAAGACCAUUCCGGAAGACAGAAAUGGCGCCGUCGACACGAAGGAAAAGGCCCUCCUCGCUGUGCCCCCAUUUUCGUUCAAAGAAGACAUCCUCCCACGGUGGUCGGGCUGGAGUGACUGAGUUUCCACCCUAAACUGCGGCUACCACAAUGAAAAACCACAAGAGCCCCCACGCCGUCGUCCUGGUGAUUCUCUUCGCCUUGUUCAUGCUGCUGAUCAUUUACAAUUCCAACAGCCGCGGGGAAGGCCUCCGUUACGCCCCUCCCCAGAACAAGACCCCGCUGCCCUCCAGCCUCAAGACGUGGGGGGUGAAAGGCGAAUACCUGCCUGUCUCUGGAGGGAAGCCCUUAGACCGUCACUGCAAUCAGUGCGUCCUCAUCACCAGUUCCAGUCACCUCCUGGGCAGCAAGCUGGGCAGAGACAUUGACCAGACCGAAUGCACCAUUCGCAUGAACGACGCGCCCACCACGGGCUUCUGGGAGGACGUGGGGAACAAGACCACCUUCCGCGUCAUCGCUCACUCCAGCGCCUUCCGAGUCCUGAAGAGGCCGCAGGAGUUCAUCAACAAGACCCCCGAGAACGUCUUAAUUUUCUGGGGUCCCCCCCUCAAGAUGCAGAAGAGCAUCAUCAAGCUCAUCGAGCGCGUCAGCCUCAGUUUCCCCAACAUGACCGCCUUCGUGGCUUCUCCGAAGCGCAUGCAGCAGUUUGACGACCUGUUCCAAAAAGAGACGGGCAAGGACAGGCAGACGUCACGCUCGUGGCUGAGCACCGGCUGGUUCACCAUGGUUAUCGCCGUCGAAUUGUGCGACAAACUCCACGUUUAUGGGAUGGUGCCCCCCAGCUACUGCACCAUGAAGACCCCUCCCCACCGGUUGCCCUACCACUACUACGAACCGAAGGGGCCGGACGAAUGCACGACGUACAUCCGCAACGAACGCAGCCACAAAGGGAACCACCACCGCUUUAUCACCGAGAAACGGGUCUUCGCCAGAUGGGCUAGUCUGUACAACAUCACUUUCUCACACCCCGAGUGGGAGUAGGACCACAAGGAGACCACACAAGUGCCAAAGCCGGGAUCUUGCAGGCGCCCCACCCUAGCUGGGCCUGGCUAGCAGAGCCUGGAGGUUUUUAAGUUUCCCAUCAUGCCACAGAGGAGCGCCCUGGGGCAUGGUGGGAAAUGAGAAGUCUGAUGGUCCCACAGUUGGAUGGACGCCCAUCUCAACCCCCUUGUAAGGUUCUUCUAGCACUGGUGGAGCUCGGUGUAAGCUCUCCAAGAGCUCUCUCUGGUUCCUGGAGCGCUGUGUUAUUUCCCAUCAUGCCACAGAGGAGCGCCUCGGGGCAUUGUGGGAAAUUAGGAGUCCGACGAGCUCACAGCUGGAUGGCAGCCCAUCCAAGUUGCUUCUAGUUGGACGCUUAGCGGUUGGUAAGUUCUCCGAGAGGGAUUUGUUUUCUCUCUCCCUGGUUCCUUUUCGCUGCCUUGUUCAACUUCAGAGACUUGAUCCUGGAAGGCGGGGGGGAGCCCUCCUGAACUGCAGACUCCGACUCCCAUUAUCCUUAGCCAAGUCGCUCAGGAUCAGGGACGAGGAGACUUGGUGAGGCCCCGCCAUCUGCUUAGCUGCCCUUGACCCCUCGCCGCUUGACCUGUUCGGUCCUUCCAAAGGUGUUAUUUAUUUAUUUAUUUAUUUUAGAGGGGGGCCACUGGGCAAAACCUCCCCUCCCGUGGCUGGGAAGGAUGGGAGUUGUAAUCUUGGAGCAUCCGGGAGAGCAAAGCAUCGGGGCGCUAUUUUUUUUUCCCCCCUUUCCUUAUGACCAAAAAAAAAAAAAAAAUUAAUUUAAAUUGAAGAGCAGGGAAGGCAGCAAACAGCCUUCCCCCGGUCAUCCAAUCUAUCUGGGGUUCAGGAAAAGAACCCCCCCCCCAAAAAAAAAGUUUCUGAAGGACUUCCCUACAUACUGCUGGGCAAGCAAAGAACUCCCUUAGCUGUGUAGCCACCUGUGCCCAAUUCUGCUGAUCUUACUUUUCUGCCCCACGGUGGGUGGCCAGUCCCCCAGCACCCAGGCAAUUUGGGCAGCUUAUUCAGCCUGGCAACACAGUCCUGGCGUCUGAUCUGCCAGCUCCCCAAAAUGACUCCGACAAUCUCAAUUUGCAGAAUUCAAUAAAAGAAUUGCUCUUUGCACUUCUGUUUCUCUGCUGCAAAACUUGGCCCUCCAUUCAUCUUUCUCAAUUCAUUGAUUUCUACCUGUUGGGUUGCGAUGCCCACUGUCCCCAGCUGGAACAGCCAGGUUAAAAGAUGACACACACACACACACACACACACACACACGUCCUUUCUGGAGCCCCUUCUUCAAAAGUUUGGUACCAAAGCGAUGGCGGUGAGGAUGUUUUCGUUUGGAUUUUGCACUGUUGCCUUUUCAUGCAUUCUGAGACGGUUGAACGUUUACUGGCCUGCGACAUUCUUUACUGUUAAAAGUUGCUUUGACGUGUUUGACGAAUCUUAAAGAAGACACUUUUAAUAAACGUUGACUUGACUAAAAA